This is a messenger RNA of Cetraspora pellucida, 450 nucleotides long. NCBI's taxonomy places the organism in Eukaryota, Fungi, Glomeromycota, Glomeromycetes, Diversisporales, Gigasporaceae. The record is from the annotation of a GenBank genome assembly.
AAUCCAUUAUCUAUAAGUGAAGCUAGUAGUAUUAACCCUAUUAUAGAGGCAUUUUUAAAACAUGAAGUUGAUAGAUAUCAAAAAAAUAAAAAAUCUCAAUAUAAUCCUACAAUAGAAGCAGAGACAAAGUCUCGAAGCUCAGCUUUCUCAAUACUCUAUACCAAUAUUGCUCCAUUAUACUCUGAAGAAGAGGUUAAUGCUAGAAUUAAAGAAGCUACAGAUAAUUUAUGUCAAGAAUUUAUUAAAUCUACUGAAGAAACCUUAAAAAUUAUUAAGCAACAGAAAGAUAUAGAAUGCAAUCAAAUUAAGAUAGAUAUAGCUAAUUGGAGUACAAAAUUAUUCGAACUUUCAUUAAAAAAAUAUAUUCGAGAUAGUACUAUAUAUAAUUUUAUUUAUGCAUUAGAAGAAAAAGAUGGUAAAUCAUAUUCUAACAAUGGAGUUGGUGUAUAA